Trichomonas vaginalis G3 is the source of this 1404-nucleotide messenger RNA. RefSeq lists its product as uncharacterized. The record is from RefSeq and is a predicted model, not a curated record. NCBI's taxonomy places the organism in Eukaryota, Parabasalia, Trichomonadida, Trichomonadidae. The transcript has a single exon. The coding region runs from base 1 to 1404 and encodes 467 amino acids.
AUGUCCUGCCGCUUUGAUUCGACGUUCUCAACAGCUACUUUUGGUGAUUUAUCUGACGACAAUGUCGAAAAAUCAAGCGACAACAAAAAUUCGGUAAAUUUUCGUGAACAAAGUCGUGCAAUCGAACAAUUUUUAGGAAAUAAUGAUCACAAAAGCAAAGAUAGCGAAGCUUAUCAUCUUGUUGAAACAUUGUUUUCACUUUUUAAGACAGAAGCUAAUAUGAAUAUUGAAUUAAGACGUGUUUUAUGCAAAGAACGUAAAAAAUUGCGAUCCAUUCAAAUAGAAGAUACUAAUAUUCUCAAUUUUUAUAAAGAAAUGUGUAGGCUUUCAGGUAUAGAUGUUUGCUCUUUCGAUGAUGUUUGCGAAAUAUUUAUCACAAUGAAACAAAAAAGUAUUUCCAGGAAAAAUAAACAAUCUAAAACUAUUGCUCGUCUACAAGAUGAAUUAGCCCAACUCAAAGCCGAAUACGAAACAACACAUGGAAAAUUACAAAAUGCAAUACGCCAAAUACGUAAUGAUGACAACGAGUUUGAUAGUUUUGCACUUAAGCUUAAAAAUGCAACAGUAAAUAGCGAAAAAUUAGCAAACGACUUGAAAGAGAGCAAUAGUAUCAUUAAGCAGCAGCAAAACGUCAUUCUCGAUUUGAAAGAGCAAUUACGUAACUACAAAGGUUAUGUUGACGAAUCUAAAUUGGAAGUUAAAGACUUAAAAGAUGAAAUAUCAAAUUUACAACGUAAAAUUGACCAGUUUUCAAUGACUGAUGUACAAAAGCAAAGUGAAAACAAGGCUUUAGUAGAUAAAUUAAACGAGUCAGGUCAACAACUCAAAAAUGAAAAAGAUCGAGUAAAUGAGCUCAUUUCUAAAUGUAAUACAUUGACAGCUGAGAAGGCAGAUAUCACAAAUGCUCUCCAUGAAACAGAAGGAAUGCUCAAUAAAGCAGUAAGUAAAAUAGGCAAAUUACGGAAAAAGAACAAAAGACUUCUUCAAAAGUUACAAGAGACAGUAGAUAUGAUGCAACAAGAUUACAUAAACGAGAUGGAUAAGAAUCUUUCAGAACAAAAAGUUCAUUUUGAAAAACAGAUUGAAGAGUUCAAUCAAGCGAACAUUUCUAUUGAAGAACAAAACAAAACACUCAAACAAACACUCGAAAAGAAGAUUGAUGAAGUUAAAAUCGUUAAUGAAGGCAUCUCAGGCUAUAAAGACCGAAUUUCAAAGUUAAGAUUCACAGUCAAUCAAUAUAAAGAAGAAAACGAACGAUUACGUAAUAUAAUGAGACAACAGAGCUUACAAUACUCGAAGUAUGAUGAAUAUUAUCAAGCAUUUGAUACCAUUCAAACUAUAUUGAAUAUUAAAGGCUCCUCACCUAAACAAAUUGUUAACUCAAUACAAGCAUUAAUUGACUAA